UGGAAGAAAACCCAGCACUCCAGGCAGGAGCUUCGGAACCCAUACUGGACAUCAGCUCUCUGAGCAGGCACAGAGUGGAGAGAAUGUCACCCUUCCUGGCUCUGGGGCUCUUGGUGGCCGGGUUCUGCCCUGCUGUGCUCUGCCACCCAGGUGGCACACCGGUCAGGGAGACGUCAACCCAAGGUGACCAGUAUAAUGGGACCCAAAUGAACAACAUCAGCUUAGUCUCCAGCAACACUGACUUUGCCUUCAGCCUCUACAAGCAGCUGGCUUCAGAGAACCCGAACAAAAAUGUCAUCUUCUCCCCCCUAAGCAUCUCCACUGCUUUGGCCUUCCUUUCCCUGGGGGCCCACAAUACCACCCUGAAGGAGAUUCUGGAAGGCCUCAAGUUCAAUCUCACAGAGAUCUCUGAGGCCGAAAUCCACCAGGGCUUCCAGCAACUCCUGCGCACACUCAACCAGCCAGGGGACCAUCUGCAGCUCAACAUGGGUAAUGCCAUGUUUGUCCAAGAGCAGCAAGAAUUGCAAGCCAAAUUCAGGAAGGAUGCCCAAGCACUGUAUGCAGCCCAGGCCUUCCUCACCAACUUCCAGGAGCCUGCUGCUGCUGAGAAGUUCAUCAAUGACUACGUCAAGAAGGAGACUCAGGGGAAAAUUGUGGAUCUAGUCAAGGGCCUGGACACACAGACUGUGAUGGUCCUGGUGAAUUACAUCUUCUUUAAAGCCAAGUGGAAGAUGCCCUUUGACCCCCGUGAUACCUUCAAGUCCAAGUCAUUUGAGCAAAGCCAGUCGGUGAAGGUGCCCAUGAUGAGCAUUGAGGACCUGACCACACCCUUCUUCCGGGAUGAAGAGCUGUCCUGCACUGUGGUGGAACUGAAGUAUACAGGCAAUGCCAGUGCACUCUUCAUCCUCCCUGACCAGGGCAAAAUGCAGGAGGUGGAAAACUUGCUCCCGGAGACCCUGAGCAAGUGGAAGGACUCAUUGCAAUCAAGGCGGAUAGAUGAGCUCUACCUGCCCAAGUUUUCUAUCUCCAGUGACUAUGACCUGGAGUACAUCCUUCCCCAGCUGGGCAUCAAGGAAGUCUUCACCAGGCAGGCUGACCUGUCAGGGCUCAUGCAGGAUGGAAAGCUAAUGGUCUCCCAGGUGGUCCACAAGGCUGUGAUUGAUGUGACUGAAGUGGGCACAGAGGCAGCUGCUGCCACAGGAGUCAAAGUCAUUCUCACAUCUGCAAAACUGAACCCAGUAACUGUGAAUAUCAACAGGCCUUUUCUGUUAAUCAUCAGUGACACCCAGAACAUCCUCUUUCUGGGCAAAGUCACCAACCCCAAGCAAGUCUAGAGCUCCUUGCCAAGCAGUGGAGCAUCCACUGGGCUGGAGUCCAACAUGUGGUUCUCUACGAGCAGCCUGACCCUGUGUCAUCCUUGGGAUGACAGUGACUGUGUGGCUUCCACAUGGUUCAGUCUGAAGGCCCUAAGGCCUUCUGACAGCUGUAACCCAUCUUCCUGGGCCUAGAAACUCUCUUUGUGCCCCUCCCUCCUAAUUGUCUGGUUCUCCCUCUCUGCCUGUGCCCCAAAGCCACUCUUCCUGACCUGGGGUGGCAGCUCAGUCCCACCUUAGGUUUUGGCCUCUUCUGCCUUUGGUUUCACCACAUGAGCUCAAAAUCAAGUCCACCUGGACCUCAGCCCAAGACCAAGAGGUGCCUCUGCUGCCCUGAAGCCCAUUCCUGCCUCUGGGGCCACCUGGGCCCCAGUUCCAGCUUCACUCUUUCCCUCCUCAGCCUCCAGGCUCUGCCACCUGUUACACAGGCUCCUGGUCCUGUCUGCACCUGGCACAACCCCAAAACCCCUCCUGAAGCUGAGGCGGUGCUCUGCUGGGACCCUGCUUCUGCCCCUCAGUACCCCUAGUCGGGGGAUAGUAGCUAUUUCUGGGUUCCCAGGCUGACCUUGCCUGACAGAUGCCUUACUCAUCACCAGCAUUCAGGGUGGCAACCUGUGAGCAAUAAAUAGACA
This is a messenger RNA of Castor canadensis (American beaver), 2005 nucleotides long. It is a transcript of the gene Serpina3, whose product is annotated as serpin family A member 3. Lineage: Eukaryota; Metazoa; Chordata; Mammalia; Rodentia; Castoridae. The record is from RefSeq and is a predicted model, not a curated record. Gene Ontology annotation, molecular function: serine-type endopeptidase inhibitor activity.